UGCCAACAAUUUGUCAUUUUCAUUCACCUAAUCAGCAUUUUUUUUUUAUCAGGAAGUCACUCUCGGUUUGAAUCAUACUGUUGUUUUAUCUUAUCGAAGACUAAGUAAAAGAAACCCUGAGUGAUUCAUAAAAUGUUAAACUUGCAAUUUGCAUCAAGAAUGAAAGUUCUAUAAACUCACCUCAUUGUAAGAGGAACCCAACUCUGGUUCUGGUACUCAAAAUGCCGACAAUCUUGCUCCACUUGAUCCUUUGGCUUUUGACUGCAAGAAAUCUGGACGCAUGCCUUGGAUCGGAGAGGCAAGCACUACUGAACUUCAAAGCUGGCCUCAAUGAUCCCAGCGAUCGGUUGUCUUCCUGGAAAGGCAAAGAUUGCUGCAGGUGGAAAGGCGUCGAAUGCAACAACGGGACAAGCGGCGUCCUCAAGCUCAAACUCCGAAAUCCCUGCGACUACUACAUGGAUCCAAACUACUACACGUGCAGCUUGAGCGGUGAGCUGCGUCCAUCUCUUGUAUCUUUAAGUGAAUUGGCAUAUCUAGACCUCAGCAUCAAUGAUUUCGGCGGAAUUCGGAUACCAACCUUCAUAGGUUCGCUCAAGAAACUGAAAUAUCUUAACCUUUCCUUGGCUGGUUUUGCUGGAGAGGUACCUCCCAAUCUAGGAAACCUCUCAAGACUUCGUUAUCUUGAUCUCAGUAAUACAUUUUCCUUAGUUUCUGGCAAUCUUUGGUGGCUUACUCGACUGCCGUUUUUGAAGUACUUAGACUUUAGUACUGUAAACCUCACUGCAGCCUCAGAUUGGUUAGAUGUUGUGAAUAUGAUGUCUCCUUCCUUGUCUGUCCUACAUCUGAGUUCAUGUAGUCUUUCAAGUAUUCCGACUUCAUUUUCCAUCGUAAACUUCACGAGUCUCACCACCCUCAAUCUUCUAGACAACAGUUUCAACUCGACCUUACCCAACUGGCUCUGGAAGCUCAACAGUCUCACUUAUCUGGAUCUCGGAGCUUCCAUGUUUCAUGGUCCUCUACCCUAUGCACUUGGGAACUUGACUUCUCUUAAUGUCCUCAGAUUAGGUCAAAAUAAUCUGGAAGGUAACAUUCCAGGAUCGAUUCGAAACCUUUGCAGAUUGACUUGUCUAGAUUUGUCACAGAACAAUUUUACCGGCAAUAUAACCGAUCCAUUGCCUCAUUGCAUAUGGAACGACAUAAAAGAACUGAGUCUAGGGGAUAACAAGUUUUAUGGAAACCUGUCCAACUGGCUCAAGCAUAUGACCAGCCUAACAUUUUUAGAUCUAGGUAAGAACCAACUUGAUGGUCCUAUACCUACAGGACUAGGAAAGCUUAGCGAACUAACUUACCUGGAUCUUUCAUAUAACUCGUUUGCGGGUGUCAUCACCGAAGUUCACUUCCAUAAUUUAACAAAGCUGUCCUUGCUAAUCUUGUCGCUGAAUCCCCUAACUGUGUUGUUAAAUCAAAGCUGGAUUCCUCCUUUCCAACUCCAAAUUAUCGGGUUUCGUGAUUGUCGUCUGGGUCCCCGUUUCCCUCCUUGGCUUAGAUGGCAAACACAUAUAAUGACCCUUGAUUUAUCCAACACGAGCAUUGCAGACAGAGUGCCUGAUUGGUUUUGGAACAUAACUUCUUCUAGACUCUCUGUUCUAGACAUGUCAAACAAUCAACUUUCCGGCGUGCUGCCAUCAAACAUGGAGUUUAUGGCACAGCUAUCCGUGUUCGAGUUGAGUUCAAAUCAACUUGAGGGAUCGAUUCCAUCACUGCCGAAUAGCCUUACCACAUUAGAUGUCUCAAAAAAUUCAUUUUCAGGACCUUUACCUUCAAACUUCAUGACUCCAAAUUUGUAUGCCUUGUUGAUCUCGCAAAAUCAAAUAAAUGGAAGCAUUCCCCCCUCUGUAUGUCAGCUGCAAUCUUUAAGUCUCCUGGAUAUGUCAAACAACUAUCUAACAGGUGAACUUCCUAACUGUUGGAUGGAGUACUCACAGUUAAGUUUGAUCGAUUUGUCUGAUAACAACCUUUCUGGAGAAAUUCCUGGCUCGGUUGCUAAUCUUUCUAGACUUGUAUCACUGAACCUGGACAACAACAGCUUUGGCGGAGAACUUCCUUCAUCAAUGCAACAGUGCACCAGACUGACCUUUCUCGAUCUUGGCCAGAACAAGUUCUCCGGGAUAAUACCAACAUGGAUCGGAGAGAGUCUACUAAACCUGGUAGUUCUGCAGCUGAGGUCAAACAUGUUCUUCAGUGAUAUUCCUCCCCAACUCGCAUGGCUUCAUGGCCUUCAAGUCUUGGAUCUUGCCGGUAACAAUCUAUCUGGAUCAAUUCCUCAAAGUUUUGGCAAUUUCAGUGCAAUGGCUUCACGCUCGCCAACAAAAUUACCGAAUUUUCAAUAUUGGACAUUCGGGCUCUACGGCGACUACUAUUACAAUGAGAGGUUGCAUGUCAUGAUGAAAGGACAAGACGAAGAGUAUACAAAGAUACUGUCUUUUCUGAAGAUUAUAGACCUUUCAGACAACUAUCUAACUGGGCAAAUCCCCCAAGAGAUUGGUCAGCUUGUGGCACUGAAGAAUUUGAAUUUGUCGAGAAAUCUUCUGUCAGGAAAGAUUCCUGAGAUGGUCAGCAGAAUUCCAGAGUUAGAGUCUCUAGAUCUUUCAUUCAAUGAACUUUCGGGCAGCAUUCCUCGAGGCAUAUCAACAGUGACUUUCCUGAGCCACUUGAACUUGUCUUACAAUAAUCUGUCAGGAAGAAUUCCCUUGGGAAAUCAGCUCCAAACACUAAAUGAUCCCUCCAUCUACAUUGGCAAUGCCAAUCUUUGCGGGCCUCCACUUACAAAUAGUUGCUCCAGCAGCGAACCAGUUCCUCGGGAGGAUUUGCGGCAUGAAGACAAUGCUGAGAGGAAAUGGCUAUAUCUUAGCAUGUCAUUGGGAUUCAUCACUGGACUUUGGGGUUUGUUUAUCGCCCUGUUGUUGAAUAGCAGUUGGAGAAGAUCAUACUUCCUCGUGUUGGACAACUUGUUUAACCAACUGUAUGUUGCAUCAGCCAUAUUCAUGGCUAGGCUAAGUAGGAAGCAUGCUGAUAGUAGAAGGAACCAUCGAUACAGAGGUGGUAUGUAGCGUUCAUCAUUUCAGGUGUCAUCUGUUUUUGCUUUGAACAAAAACCAUGUAUUAGGUAUGACAUAAAGAUCGAAAAACCUAAACAUAAUGUUUAUCUAGACUUAAAUUCUAUUUUUCAGCAUGUUUUCUGGUACUGUCAAUAGGAACUACAGCAUAAAUUUCAA
Zingiber officinale is the source of this 3274-nucleotide messenger RNA. Its product is annotated as receptor-like protein EIX2. The record is from RefSeq and is a predicted model, not a curated record. The transcript has a single exon. Lineage: Eukaryota; Viridiplantae; Streptophyta; Magnoliopsida; Zingiberales; Zingiberaceae. Gene Ontology annotation, molecular function: protein binding. The coding region runs from base 222 to 3110 and encodes 962 amino acids.